CGAUCGAAUAUUCGCUCGUUGCAGAGCGUCUAAAUUAAAACUUUUUCCUUGGCUCGGUCGCGAUAGCAUGGAGAAAAAUCAGAUAUUACAGACGGCCGAAAGAGGAUAUUUCAUCGAAGUAAAAGAUAUUUCGGUUUAAUCCGAAAAUACCUCGACAGCGGCUCGAGAAAAGACUGCAUAUGUGGCGCCUACGGCCACAGGGCAAACCCGGAGAGCUCGCAUCAGCGACACGCACACAUCAGUCGAGUCUGGUAUGCGGGGCCGCGAGGAAGGGAUAGAAGAGAGAGAGAGAGCGACUGGAGAGACGGAACAACGCAUCGUAUACUGCUGCUGCCUCAACUUGCCUAGUGGCCAAUCGCCGUUUGCUCCGACACACCCUUUAAAUGUUCAUUUUUUUUCUCGGACCACGAAUGGAUCAAGUACACGAAUUCAUCGGGCCUAAUAUAAAGUGAUACCGGAGGUGUUGCUCGAGGCCGUUAGUGCGUCCACGGGCUCCGUGCAGCUCGUGUUUUUCCUCUCAUCGUAGUCCGUGGCCUGGCGAGUCGUCGCUUGACGACGGGUGAACGGUGUCAUGACGGAACAACAAAUGGACUGUGCUUUGGACCUAAUGCGUAGGCUGCCACCUCAGCAGAUCGAGAAGAAUCUGAGUGAUCUCAUCGAUUUAGUUCCCUCGCUGUGCGAAGACUUACUCUCAUCUGUUGAUCAGCCGCUGAAAAUAGCAAAGGAUAAGGAAUCUGGAAAGGAUUACCUACUUUGCGACUACAAUCGUGAUGGAGACUCUUACAGAUCUCCCUGGAGUAAUACUUACGAUCCUCCACUGGAGGAUGGCUCCAUGCCAUCCGAAAGGUUAAGAAAGUUGGAGAUCGACGCCAAUAAUGCAUUUGACCAGUAUCGAGAAUUGUACUUUGAGGGUGGUGUGUCUUCUGUGUAUCUGUGGGACUUGGACCACGGCUUUGCUGGUGUUAUAUUAAUUAAGAAGGCUGGGGAUGGCUCAAAAAAAAUUAAAGGAUGUUGGGACUCUAUACACGUCGUUGAAGUACAGCACAAAUCCUCCAGCAGAAAUGCGCACUACAAACUCACUUCUACCGCGAUGCUCUGGUUGCAGACCAAUAAACAUGGCUCGGGCACAAUGAACCUUGGUGGAAGCCUUACAAGACAGGUUGAACAGGAUGCCGCCGUUAGCGAAACGUCUCCUCACAUUGCAAAUAUAGGCCGCAUGGUGGAAGAUAUGGAAAACAAGAUACGAAAUACCUUGAACGAAAUCUACUUUGGUAAAACCAAAGAUAUUGUCAAUGGUCUGAGGUCAGUUCAGCCACUGGCUGAUCAAAGGCAGCAAGCUGCUUUGAGACAAGACUUAGCCGCGGCAUUACAAAGGCGAAACGCAAACAAUUGAUCUCAAGAAGAGCAAGAGAACUUUGAUUACGAUUGUGAUUAGAAAAAAAAGAAAAAAAGAUACAAAUCAAGUACGACUUGCGUCUUACACAUUAAAUCGCUAAACUUUGUUAUUACGUCUAGAGGUAAAGAAGACAUGGAGUUUAUUAUUGAGCUACUGAAGGUGCUCAAACAUCGGUAAUUUCUUGAAAAAAAAAAUACAAGUGCAAGUACUGAGUUCGACUAUACAGUCGAUGAGUAGUUAGCCGAUGUAUUUCUACUAAUAAAACGCAUUUUGUUACAAAAUUCCACAGAGGAGUUUUGGUAUGUUUUUGCAAACGAUGAAA
Nasonia vitripennis (jewel wasp) is the source of this 1718-nucleotide messenger RNA. RefSeq names its product F-actin-capping protein subunit beta (gene cpb). Gene Ontology annotation, cellular component: F-actin capping protein complex; cytoplasm. The record is from RefSeq and is a predicted model, not a curated record. NCBI's taxonomy places the organism in Eukaryota, Metazoa, Arthropoda, Insecta, Hymenoptera, Pteromalidae. Gene Ontology annotation, biological process: negative regulation of filopodium assembly; barbed-end actin filament capping; actin cytoskeleton organization. Bases 572 to 1393 code for a protein of 273 amino acids. The transcript has 4 exons. Gene Ontology annotation, molecular function: actin filament binding.